Orycteropus afer afer is the source of this 675-nucleotide messenger RNA. Lineage: Eukaryota; Metazoa; Chordata; Mammalia; Tubulidentata; Orycteropodidae. The record is from RefSeq and is a predicted model, not a curated record.
AUGGCUGGCGGAAGUGAUCGGCGGGGGGUGGGGAGCCCCUCCAGUGUGGGAUCGGUGCACUGGGGGUUCCGCCCUGGCCCUGCCCGGGAGGAGGGGGUGACACGGAAUCCCGGACAGACGGAGAGGGCGUCCGGCUCCGGCUCCCGGAGGCAGCUGGCAGGGAGGGGUCAGUGGGUGAGCCAGUGCAGCCCCGCUUCCCCUCCCCCGCUCCCUGCGCGCCCCGAAAAGCCAUGCACCCUGGUUGCGGGGGGGCUGGCACACAAGCCCAUGCACUUCGCCCCCGAUCGCCCCUCCCGGGCGGCGCCCCCUCCCUGCGCCCGGGAUCCCGAGCGCCUCCAGCCCCCGGGCAGCUGGCAGCCACCCCCUCCUCGGAAACUUGGGGACGGUCCCCGGAUCUCCCCUCCGCAGAGGGCAGGGUGGGCGCAGCGCCUCCGGCCCGUCCCCGCCUGCACCCGGUCCCCGGGGCCGCGCCGGGCACCCACUUACCUCGCGGGGCCGGGCCGGGGCGCGCGGGGCCGAGGCCCGCGGUGGGGACUGGGCUCCGGGCCGCUGGCCUCCGGGGUCCGGGCGCUCGCUCUCGCUCGGCUUCCCCUUGCGCUGCGCCUCGCUCGCUCCAGCGGCGGCGGCGUCACUGCCCCUACAGUAACUGUACAGUACAGCCAAAGCCCCGUAUGA